Molecule: messenger RNA, 1041 nt
Organism: Drosophila busckii
Lineage: Eukaryota; Metazoa; Arthropoda; Insecta; Diptera; Drosophilidae
Product: scoloptoxin SSD43
Exons: 3
Coding region: 20-1009 (329 amino acids)
Source: RefSeq, a predicted model, not a curated record
GUGAACACAUAUCGAAGCAAUGGAAAUUGUGCGUUGCCUAUUGCAGGCUUUAAUUUUGGUUAUAACUUUGGGUCAAGUACUGACGAGGCCAAAAUACUGCAGAGCACCGGAGCUAAUCAAAAUUAUGGAUAGAGAAGCAUUUUGUAAUCUAGAUGGUCAACCGCAUGCGGCAUGUGGCAAGAAAAAAUGGGCUGGCGCUUGUGGCACAAAUAUGCGCAUUAUGCGCAUGACUCCGGUAAUAAGGAAUUUAAUACUACGUCAUCAUAAUACGUAUCGCAAUAUUAUUGCCAAAGGUGCUCUGCACGAUCUGCCAGGCAGUGAUAAUAUGAUGAGAAUGCAUUGGGACGAAGAUCUGGGCGUAAUCGCCAGACAAUUGGUUAAGCAAUGUACGCUUCAGCCAACUUUCAAGUACAUAAAUACCAAGACUAUUGCUCAGCCAGGUAUUAAUACGGCAUUCAAUAAAUAUCGCAAGAAGAUUGAACAGAGUCCCAUCAAAAUAAUCAAAUCGCAAAUCAAGGCGUGGUAUGAUGAAUACAGAUAUGUUACCAUUGAUUCGCUGCUCUCCGCCAAAUCCCCGGCCGGCCAAGAGACUGCACAUUUUCUUAACAUGAUGAUUGGUCCUAGCAAUGCCAUGGGCUGCGCUAUUUCCACCUACGAACCCGAUGAUACUUGGCGCACGCAGCUUUUGAUUUGUUUGUAUCGCUGCAAAAAGACUAAAAAGAGUUUUACCUAUUCGAUUGGCAAGCCACCAGCAGGGAAGUGCGAGUGUGGCUCAGAUCGUGAAUUCAAAAAUCUAUGCGAUUCAAAUGAACGUGCUGAUACUUGUGAAGUUUUUUUUAAGUCGAAAAACGCCACUACGGACUUGGAACUGGAACCCAAACCAACAACUCCGGAGCCAAUAUCGGAUGAGACUAUAACCGAUCUUAAAAGCGGGCUAACGAAAAUUCGCGAUUUUAUAAGAAAACUUGUUCUAAACGGAAAAAAAAGCUUUUGCCGGAUUUGUGGCUAAACUUAUGAAUUAAAGUUUAUAUUUCUAUUCAA